Molecule: messenger RNA, 2736 nt
Organism: Diprion similis
Lineage: Eukaryota; Metazoa; Arthropoda; Insecta; Hymenoptera; Diprionidae
Gene: magu
Product: SPARC-related modular calcium-binding protein 2
Exons: 10
Coding region: 535-2196 (553 amino acids)
Biological process (GO): extracellular matrix organization
Cellular component (GO): basement membrane
Molecular function (GO): calcium ion binding; heparin binding; protein binding
Source: RefSeq, a predicted model, not a curated record
GCCAGUUGCUUCCUAGCGGUUGCGCCGACUGGACACGCCGUGCGAUCGCCAAACCGUUGCCGAUCCAUUAGGUCUCGUGCUGCACCAGUCGAUUAGCGUGAAUUUGCCAAGGUCUCGAGGUGACCCGCACCUCCUUCUGCAGGGGUGCAGAGCCACAGGUCAGAAACGGCGUUAGCCGAAGCCAUGCACGAUGCCAUCUGCGUCGAUUUACGGUGCAUCGGUUAUACCACUUGUGCAGUAGAGAGUUGAAUUGUAACACUUGCUCGGAAUUACCUGUACUGUUUGUGAAUAUAGACGGGCUCGGAGGUUCGGACCAAAUGAAAUUUGAACAAUAAGAGGAGCGGGGUAAAAUCACUGUGUUCCCAUAAGUGAAAGCCCCAUUGCAAGUAGAAGGAAGAGGAGGAGAAUCGCGGUUAUUGUCAACUGGCUGCAGACCCGUCAGCUAUCAAGAGAUCCAGGAUAACACCGGAGGCGGCGGAGCCCGAGGGGAGUGAGGAGGGCGGAAGGAGGCGGGUAACACCCCACCGGGUCACGAUGAUCCCUCGAAGACGACCAUCCGCGUGUGUCCUGCCCUUCUUCAAUCUACUUCUUCUCGUCAACGCAUCCGUAUCUAUUCCCACCGCUAAGGAGGAUUGCAAACGGAGAGUGGCUGAAUGCACGAUGAGCGAACGAGCCGGUGUCGCAGUCUGCGGUAGUGACGGUGUGACUUAUCCAGAUCAGUGUAAAUUCAUUUCGAAGCAGUGCGAGGGAGCAUCUCUACUCAUUAAACACUCGGGACCCUGCAAUCCAGAGACGCAGCCCUGCUUCGCGGCGCGGAUUUCGGCGCGGCCCGGGGCUCGGCCACAGUGCCGUCCCGACGGGACUUAUGCCCCGGUCCAGUGUCACGAAGAAACCGGCUAUUGCUGGUGCGUCACCGCCCAAGGUCGGCCGAUUCCAGACACCUCCGUCAAGUACGAUCGGCCCCGCUGUCCAAGGGCCGGAUCGGCGUCGACCCGCUCGGCGCAGCGUCGACGCUCUCCAGCCGCCUCGAAGACGCACAGGCAGUUCAAUAACAGGCAUCGGAACACCUGCGACAGGUCGGAGAAACUCAAGUUCAACAACAACCUGAUCGACAAUUUUAAAAUCGAGUACAGGAGAACGAACAUUUCGGCGGACGGUGACAAAAACGUGGAGCGAGUAUUGUCCUGGAAGUUUAUGACGCUCGAUAAGAACGCCGACGGUUUCUUAGACCGAGACGAGUAUCGGGAACUGCGACGGCUCGCGAGGAAGGCGGUUCGCCCGAGAAAAUGCGCCAGGACCUUUGCAAGGACUUGCGAUUUGAACCGGGACGUGAAGCUCUCUCGGCAGGAAUGGAGCGCCUGCUUGGCUCUCGACUUUACAAUACGUUUGUUCUUGUCGCUGAACCCAGGCGCAGAUGAGCGCGCCGAGGUCCCUGAGGCCCAGAGGACUCGCGCUACUGAUCAAGCUUUAAUGGGCAAUCCAGGAACCAAUCGACCCAUAUUUACUGACGAAACUGUCGAUCCGACAGACGAAACGGAAGUGAACGAUUGCAUCUCCGAUAGAAAUUCAGUACUGGAAGAUCAGAAGCAGAUCGCAGAAUCAAAGUUCUACGUCCCGCAGUGUACGCCCGACGGACGAUACAGUAAAGUGCAAUGUUACUCUGGUUACUGCUGGUGCGUAUAUCAAGACACGGGUAAACCGAUUCCUGGCACGUCCGUUAAAGAUGCAAGUCCGAACUGCAAUCCGGUGCCGGAACCGAACAGGCCAAUGAAAGGAUGUCCUGAAGUGAAGAAGCAAGCAUUUCUCCGAGAUCUGAUGGACUUGAUGCAGAAGAAAAUGAAAGCUUCGAGCACCGAGUCAGACGAGACGACUCUGAAGUGGCAGACGUCGAACGAAGAGCGUGUUGCGACUUGGCACUUCGUUAUGCUGGACAGAAACAAGAAUAAGGUACUGGAGAGAAAAGAGUGGAAAAGCUUCCGUACAAUGGUCGCGAACAACAAGCAAUUACGAAGAUGUGGCAAGAAGCUACCAAGGUAUUGCGACGUGAAUAACGACAGGAAAAUCAGCAUGACGGAGUGGUUGAACUGUCUUAACGCCCUACGAGUUAUGCCAGCAGACAGUCCGGCGAAUACGCAUACGGAAAGACCGAUGAGAAAGGGUCCGAAUCCGCUCGACAAGAUCUUGAUCGCCGAUUAGAGGAAAGAGCUUGUGUUACUGAAUGUUAAACACCUCGUCACGCGUCGCUUUAUAGAAAUCUCCAGUUUCGAUUUUGAUUUUCGUUUUUUGUUUUUUUUCCUUUCUUUUUAAUGCCAUGUUUUUUGUUUGUGUGGGUGCAUAUCAUAAUAUAUAUGAUUGUAAGGUAUGCGGGAUUAAUAAUCCGUACACCGAUAAAUAUUGUGCACUCCACGAUUGAAAUUAUUUUUAUUUUUAUAUUAUAUAUAUAUAUGAAGAUCUAUACGCAUAUACAUAUAUCCAGUGAUGCAUAAUGAGUUUAGCUUAUAAUACGUGUAUUAAACGUACAGGUAUAUACAUAUGUGUGUAUGGUUUAUUCUCAUACUUAUACAUUAUAUUAUAUAUUGUAAUAUUUAUCAAUAGCUGAAACGAGAUGGAGAUUUUUUUUUGUAAUUUUUUUUAUCUUCAUUUUCAUCGAUUUUUCUUCUUCAAAUUUUGACCAAGCAUGAAGCCUGUAGAAUAUAAUAGUAAUACGGUAUAAAAGUAUUAAAGAGUAUAAAGAGA